Jatropha curcas is the source of this 1511-nucleotide messenger RNA. Its product is annotated as gibberellin 20 oxidase 2. Lineage: Eukaryota; Viridiplantae; Streptophyta; Magnoliopsida; Malpighiales; Euphorbiaceae. The record is from RefSeq and is a predicted model, not a curated record.
UACAAUUAUUAUAACUCAAAUCUAUCCAAUGGAUUCAAAUGCCUCUACACUUAUCUUAUCUUCGCCACUAAAUUUAGAAAACCAAAAAACAAGUAGUAGUAUAUUUGAUUGGCCUUUUAUUCACAACCAAGCCAGGAAUAAUAAUACUAGCAAUGUACCCAUACAAUUUGUUUGGCCAAAAGAAGAGUCAUUUAGAGCUCAAAAAGAGCUUAUGGAGCCAGCAGUGGAUCUUGAAGGAUUCUUUAGAGGCGAUGAGGAGGCAAUAAAGGAAGCUGCAAAAAUGAUCAAAGCUGCUUGCUCAAACCAUGGUUGCUUUCAAGUUAUCAAUCAUGGAGUUGAUCUUAAUCUUAUCAAUUUGGCUCAUCAUCAUAUCAAUAAUUUUUUUAAGCUUCCAACCUGCCAAAAAAUAAGGGCUCGCAGGGCUCCAGGCAGUUUGUGGGGCUAUUCUGGCGGCCAUACUCAUCGAUACUUAUCCAAAUUGCCUUGGAAAGAGACGUUAUCUUUUGGCUACCCAUUAAACUGUUCCUACCCCGUUGUGUUGGAUUUCUUCAAAUCCAACGUAGGAAACGAUUUCCAUCAGGCAGGAGUGGUGUAUCAAAGAUACUGUGAAGAAAUGAAGGACUUGUCUCUUUCAAUAAUGGAACUGUUGGCAAUUAGCAUGGGAAUUGAUAGACUUCAUUAUAGGAAAUUCUUCGAAGAUGGCUGUUGUAUAAUGAGGUGUAAUUUUUACCCACCUUGUGAAGAGCCAGGUCUUGCUCUUGGCACUGGACGGCAUUGUGAUCCAACGUCUCUAACCAUACUUCAUCAAGAUCAUGUUCAAGGUUUACAAGUUUUUGCAAAUAAUAUGUGGCAGACUGUUCGACCUCGUCAUGAUGCCCUAGUUAUCAACAUUGGUGACACUUUCAUGGCAUUAUCAAAUGGGAUAUACAAGAGUUGUGUUCACAGGGCAGUGGUAAACAAGUACGAGGAGAGGAAAUCGCUGGCAUUCUUUCUUUGUCCAAAAGAAGACAAGGUAGUAAGACCCCAUAAAGAUCUUUUGAACAGAUCACAAGGGCAAACUAGGAAGUACCCUGAUUUCACCUGGUCUGAUUUUCUUCAUUUUACUCAAAAUUACUAUAGAGCAGAUGAUUCCACCCUCUCACACUUCACCAAUUGGCUUCUCUCUUCCAACUCUUCACCUUCAUCAUCUUCAUCAGCAGCGGAUCACUAGCAGCUUCUUUACUAAGAAUUACUCUUGCUUAGCUAUAUCAUAUGCCUGUUGGGUUUCAUUCAACUGUGGUUUUGACCUAAUUUUUAUUUGUUUUUAAAUUAUUUUAGUUUUUAGAUUUAGCUCCAUAUUUCUAGAGUUAGUUUUAUGAAAUUAUGGGAUUAUAGAUUGAAUCCUCUUUAAUUAUGAGAUUGGUCAAUAUUUGUUUGUUGAUAUUAACUGGGAGCUUUGGUUUGUCAAAUGAGAUUCUGAUUCCUGUAAUCAUAGAAUUGGUUGUUUAUCACCGGUAUUCAAACUUUAUUAA